Ilex paraguariensis (yerba mate) is the source of this 330-nucleotide messenger RNA. The record is from the annotation of a GenBank genome assembly. NCBI's taxonomy places the organism in Eukaryota, Viridiplantae, Streptophyta, Magnoliopsida, Aquifoliales, Aquifoliaceae.
AUGAGUCGAUUGCUUUCGGGGCCAUUGCUUGAAGGAGAUGCCAAGGCUCAGGAGUUUGGAAUCCUGUUCAUAGAAACCAGUGCAAAAGCAGGAUUCAAUAUCAAGCCUCUGUUUCGAAAGAUUGCUGCUGCCUUGCCAGGGAUGGAAACCCUUUUCUCAACAAAACAGGAAGACAUGGUUGACGUGAAUUUGAAGCCUACAGUCGAUACAUCAAACACAAAACAGCAGGGGGGGAGGUUGCACGUGCUAGAGAAUGUAUUGAGGAGGAAGAAAAAGAGAAGGAAGAUGUUGGAAUCACCUAAUACUUCAAUGAAAUUAGGUAAAUUUUGA